Messenger RNA from Cygnus olor (mute swan), 3938 nucleotides. It is a transcript of the gene EXOC3L1, whose product is annotated as exocyst complex component 3 like 1. Gene Ontology annotation, cellular component: exocyst. Gene Ontology annotation, molecular function: SNARE binding. The record is from RefSeq and is a predicted model, not a curated record. The transcript has 13 exons. Lineage: Eukaryota; Metazoa; Chordata; Aves; Anseriformes; Anatidae. Gene Ontology annotation, biological process: exocyst localization; exocytosis. Bases 575 to 2827 code for a protein of 750 amino acids.
CCGAGCCCCCGGCCCCGGCCGCGCCCCGGGGAGGCGGCGGGCAGCACGGGGAGCGCCCCGCGUCCCUCCCGGUGACCGGAGACCGCGGCUGCCCGGCCGGAUCGCCGCGCCCCUGCUUCUUCGUGCCCCCGGUGGGCGAAGCUCAGCCGCUGCCCGCGCUGCCUGGGGGCACCCCGUACCCGCUGGGGACGCACCCAACCCGCUGGGGUCGCCCCAUAUCUACUGGGGUCACCCAGUGCCCGCUGGGGACACCCCGUAUCUCCCGGGGACAUCCCGUGCCCACCGGGGUCACCCCACACCCGCUGGUGACACCCAGUACCCGUAGGGGUCACCCCAUACCCACCGUGGGUGCCCCCAGGCCACGCCGCCCGGCUGCGAGGGGCUGCCGUUCCUCCUUGCCCCCCCCCCCGUCCCCACCCCGCUCCCACCCCGCUGCCCGGCCCCCGACGUCCUGAAGCGAGCCGGCGGGCGCCCAACGCGCCCCCCCCCCCCCCCCCCCCGGGGACCGCUGAGGAAACGGCCGCCGGCUUCCUCCGCUCAGCCCAGCCCCGCGGCCCUGGAGCUCGCAGAGGCCAUGGGCACGUCGGCGGACGACGAGCAGGGCGCGAGCCCCAGAGAUGAGGAGUGGCCAGAGGUGGAAAAGGCUGAGAAGUUAGCGAGAGGAGCUGCUCUGAAAUGGGCUUCGGGGGUGUUUUACCGCCCCGAAAAUCUGGAGGGGCUCGGGCAGUACCGGAGCCGAGAGACGCAGAGGAACAGCUCCAUCCAGUCGCGGCUGAAGUCAACUGUCCAGUCCUACCUGGAGGGGGUGAGUGCAGGGCUGGAGCAGCUGCGGUCGGCGGUCCAGGAGGUGCAGAGCGUGUGCCAGGAGCUGGGGGCAGCGCGAUGGGCCCUGCUCGACUGCGCGGACCGCUUCCAGGACCUCCAGCAGAUGCGGGCGCUGAUGGCAGAGCACGUGCAGCUGGCCUCGGUGGUCCAGGUGCUGCCCCAGCUCUUCUCGGUCCACGAGGUUUUUUCCCAUACGCUGCAGCUGCUCCGUGGGCAGCACCUCCUGGAGGCCCACGUGGAGAUCAUGAUGAUGGAGCACCUCCGGGAUAACAUCCUCUCCCAGCUGCACCUUCGUGGGCUCUCCAGUGCCCAGGCAACUGUGCUGUCCUACUUCAGUGGCCUGCAGGAGCUCAACGAGAGCCUGGCCAAGCAGCUGUGGGGCAUUGUGGCCAGGAGCCUGCAGCUGGUGCAGGAGGACCCAGUUCUCUUCGUCACCGCUGUAAGGAUCAUCGAGAGGGAGGAGAAAAUAGACGAUACUCUGCUCCUGGAUGCCACCUUCCUGCCCCCUGGCCGCCCAAAGGGCUGGAGGCAGAAGUUUUACCACGUUCUCCAGGAGACCAUCACAGGAACCCACUUCCAUACCACCCGCAUGGAUGCAGGGCUGUCCAGGCACCUGGAGGCGCUGCAAAGGGACAUCGUGUCCGAGCUGCGUGUGGUGAAGGACCUGAUGGUCCAGUGCGUCCCAGCCCACUACAACAUCCUCAGCGUCUGCACCGCCACGUACCACCAGGCCCUCGCUAGCCACCUCCAAGACAUCCUCCGAGAAGACCUGGACAAACAGGCGCUCUUCCACCUCCUUAAGUGGGUGCUUCAUGUGUACCACAGCUCCGAGAUGAUGGGUCACCCGGACCUUCUCCCAGAAGUGGAUGUUUCUUCUCUGGGCCCCUUGAUUUCCCCCGAGCUUGUGGAUCAGACAGAGAGGAGAUACGUGGUGAAACUCAAGACUAGUGUGCUGGAGUGGAUGCCGAGGACCCUGAACAGGGAGUUCGAGGAGUGGUUCGGGGAAAAGGAACCCAAGACGGACCAUCAGGGCUUCUUCCAGUCAGACCUGCCCACUGAUGUCAUAGAGAUGCUGAAUAGUAAUAUCAAGGUAACUUCCUCGAUCACCAACUCUCUGCAGCAGAAGGUCUACAACAUGGCCUUGGAGGAGCUCGAGGCAUUUCUGGGCCGUCUGCGGGAAGCCCUAGUGCAAUAUGGGAAGGAGCACCAGAAGGAUCCUACCAUACCCAAGUACUACGUCCCCUACCUACUGGCCAUGCUCAACAACAACCUGGCUCUCAGCUCCUUUGUCCCCACUCUGCACCCCGACUCUGCCUGCAGAGAAGUCCCUGUGUCCCUCCAGGCUGCUCUAGACAGGAUGCAGAAAAAAGCCUGCCAGCUGCUGCUGGAGGAGCUGCUCCUUGACCUGCAGCCCCUGUGUGUGCAUCUGGCUUCCCGUAAGUGGCUCUCUGGGUCCCAGCUGGUCAACAGCAUGUGCGAAGUGAUAGACAAGUACGCAAAGGACUUCUCCCGUGUCAAGAAACCUGUCUUCACGCUCCUGCUGACAGAGUGCGAGGUCCUGGUUGCAAACCAGUACCUGAGGGCACUCAUGCAGAAGAGGAUGGUGUGCAAGAGCAAGGAGGAGCGGGGACAGUUCUGUGACCGCUUGCUGCAGGACGCCACGCAGCUCCGGGAGCUCUUCUGUAGCCUGGGCCUGGGUAGGAGCCAGCAGAACCUCGAGGCCGUGUUUGCCGUGCGGGAGCUGCUCUGCCUCAAAGACACGGCUCUGCUCAGCCUGGAGGUGCUGGGCUUCAUCACCAAGUACCCUGACGUCAGCGAUGAGCACAUCUCCACUUUGCUGGAUCUCCGGGGUGACGUCUCCAAGGAGGUGCGACACAUGGUGCUGGAAAUGAUGGCGCAGCACCCCCAGGCCCUGCCCGAGAGCUACCAGCCCAUCUUCAGCACCAUCCUGGUCCCUGCACCAGAGCUGCCCUUCUGCCUUCGCAAGGGCAAGUGUGCCUGACACAACCUGCUGCCUGCCACGGCCCCGCUCCCCGCUGCCCCUGUGGACACACAGACCACGCGGGACAGCUCCGAGGCUGUGUGUGGGGAGAACGGAGAUGCCACGUGGCAUCCCCCUUGCGCUGCACCUUGCCCUGUGUCGGGGACAGGCUGGAUACGUAGCAUCCUUCUCUGGUCUUGCUUUGCUGAGCCAACUGUCACCCCUGUAAGCAGACCCAGGAGACCUGGGUCAGGAGAAAAUUCAACCCACAGCUCUGCUGGCCUGCUAAGGCAGCAAUUGAGACCUGCUCAGGUUUAGCCUAUUGCCUGUAGGAGAAAGUAGAGCAGCAGAGCGAAGGACAGGAGGCUGCAGCUGGGGUGAGGCCAACUCUCCAUGGGGCUGCAGAAACGUCUGCGUUUCCCUGAGGCUCCAGACAGCCAGAGCAGCCUGGGCAUUGAUUCUUUGAUCACCCCAGCUCUGAGACAAAUCGUAGCCUUGCUAGGCCCAGGCUUGCCAGAGGGUUUUGGCCAUGUAGGGGCUUCCUCUCCUGUUAACCAGCCUAGACCAUGCAUGGAUGGGGGGAAGCAUCUCAGCCAGCUCAUCAUGGCUCAUGGCAAUAGAGAAGAAGGGGUCUCACCACCCUGGGUAAUGCCAUAACUCUCCCUGCUGGCAUGAAGAGAGAGCUCUGAGUUGUGGUGACCUGCCCAACUCCUGGAUCCAGCUCUCUUGCCAGCAUCCACAACAGCACUGAAGUCCAAGACUCCAACAUCUUACAGGACAUGAAAGGAGUUUCACCUGUGCGUCAAGCAUCCUCUUGUCCCAGCUUCCUCCAUGAUAGGCAGCACCAUUCUGGGCACUGGUUCUCCCUCCGUCCACUGCCAUUGUCCAUCGCUUGGUCAUCUCCUCCCCCGGAGCAAAGUGGGUCUCUGUGCUCAGCUCCCCGGGAGCUCCCUGCCCAGCCCUCCUUUGCCGUCUCCUCCUGCCUGGCCUGCACAUGUGUGCGCAGCCCCACAGCACCUUGGGUGGCAGGAGAGGUGACCUCCACACUCUGCUGCACUUGCUGCCUUGUGGCAGGCCUGAGCCUGCUGUCCAUGUAUGGCACUGAUACAGAAAUAAAGACUUGAGCUCUGCA